AUGUGGAAUCAGUCGGACACCUUUGCAGGCCAGCAUGAGGGCUGUAGUGGAGAUGGUACAUGUCCUGGCUCUUUGUUGCCAGUAAAAAGUGAAAAUCUUGAUGAUUAUUGGUCAAUGGAUAAAGAAGAAAUCAUCAUUACUGGAAUACCUCGGCAGGAGUCUGGUUUGGACCUUCUGGUACCCUCACCAAGCUCUUCCAGUGGUGACAGUGACAAGAGCGAGGAGAAAAGAAAGCGCAAUAAUCAGGCUUCUAAAAAGUUCAGACAAGCAAGGAAGGGCAAACAGCAAGCUUUGUUUGCCAAAGAAAGUGAGCUAGAAAGAGAGAAUUAUUCUUUAAAAGUACAAGUGGAACAGCUUAUCAGGGAGCUAAAUCAGUUAAAGGCUGCCCUACAUGGAGGGUCUAAAUGA
This is a messenger RNA of Nematostella vectensis (starlet sea anemone), 408 nucleotides long. RefSeq names its product transcription factor ces-2. Gene Ontology annotation, molecular function: DNA-binding transcription factor activity, RNA polymerase II-specific; RNA polymerase II cis-regulatory region sequence-specific DNA binding. The record is from RefSeq and is a predicted model, not a curated record. Gene Ontology annotation, biological process: DNA-templated transcription; regulation of transcription by RNA polymerase II. The coding region runs from base 1 to 408 and encodes 135 amino acids. The transcript has a single exon. NCBI's taxonomy places the organism in Eukaryota, Metazoa, Cnidaria, Anthozoa, Actiniaria, Edwardsiidae.